UGCUUGCUGGGCUCUGAACGCUCGCUCUGCGACUGUGAGGGCUUCUACACGUGGGCCAGAGGCUGAGGGGCUCCGCGGGCGCGUGUGUAAACUAAGUUCAGCGGCUCGCGUGCGUUGGCCGUGUCGGCGUCCUUCCUGGGUGCUGAGGGGGGCCCAUCUCUAGGCGUCUGUCAUUGGGUAGAAUUCUCCCCGCGGCGCCCCCGAGCCCCUCAGAUGGUACUUCGCAGGGGGUAGGUCCGGAACUCGCCCCUCGGCUAAAGGGAACAUGAAUCUUCUACCUAAAAGCUCCAAGGAGUUUGGCUCUGUUGACUACUGGGAGAAGUUCUUCCAGCAGCGAGGAAAGCAGGCUUUCGAGUGGUACGGGACCUACCUGGACUUGUGCGGGGUGCUGCACAAAUACAUCAAACCCAAGGAAAAGGUGCUGGUGGUUGGGUGCGGCAACUCGGAGCUGAGCGAGCAGUUGUAUGAUGUGGGCUAUCAGGAUAUAGUGAACAUUGACAUCAGUGAGGUGGUCAUCAAGCAAAUGAGGGAACGCAAUGCCAGCCGCCGGCCCCAGAUGAGCUUCUUAAAAAUGGACAUGACCCGCAUGGAGUUUCCCGAUGCCUCAUUCCAGGUGGUGUUGGACAAGGGCACCCUGGAUGCUGUCCUGACCGAUGAGGAGGAGAGGACCCUGCAGCUGGUGGACAGGAUGCUGGCUGAGGUUGGCCGUGUCCUGCAGGUGGGCGGUCGAUACCUCUGCAUCUCCCUGGCUCAGGCUCACAUCCUGAAGAAAGCAGUGGGUCACUUCUCUCGGGAGGGGUGGAUGGUGAGGGUGCACCAAGUUGCCAACAGCCAGGACCAGGUUUUGGAAUCAGAGCCUCAGUUUUCCCUGCCUGUCUUUGCCUUCAUCAUGACCAAGUUCAGGCCAGUCCCUGGCUCUGCCCUUCAGAUCUUUGAGCUGUGUGCUCAGGAGCAGGGCAAGCCUAUGCGGCUGGAAAAUGCUGAGCGGCUGGCAGAGGCCGUGCAGGAGCGGCAGCAGUAUGCCUGGCUGUGUGGCCAGCUUCGCCGCAAGUCUGGGCUGGGGAGUGUGACUCUGGACUUAUGCAAUGGGGACACAGGGGAGCCACGCUACACCCUCCACGUGGUGGACAGCCCCGCUGUGAAACCAUCGCGGGACAAUUAUUUUGCCAUUUUCAUCAUUCCCCAGGGCCGGGAGACUGAGUGGCUCUUUGGCACAGAGGAGGGCCUGAAGCAACUGGCAGCCAGUGCAGGCUUCCGGAGGUUGAUCACAGUGGCGCUUCAUCGAGGUCAACAAUAUGAUGGCAUGGACAUUAUUCAGGCUGAGCUGUCGGCCAGAGUCAUGGAGCUGGCCCCGGCUGGGAUGCCCGCUCAGCAGCAGGUGCCCUUUCUGUCUGUGGGAGGAGACAUUGGAGUCCGCACUGUUCAACACCAAGACUGCAGCCCCUUGAGUGGUGCCUUUGUUGUUGAGGAUGUACAAGGGGAUGAUAGGCGAUACUUUCGCCGGCUAAUCUUCCUCAGCAACAGGAAUGUGGUACAGUCUGAAGCCAGGCUGCUGAAGGACGUGUCUCACAGAGCCCAGAAGAAACGGAAAAAGGACAAGAAGAAGCAGCAGCCUGUUGAUGACCUCCCUGCAGCUCCGGGGCAGUCCAUUGAUAGAAGUUACCUCUGCUGUGAACACCAUAAAGCCAUGAUCGCCGGCCUCACCCUGCUGGGGAACCCAGAGCUGCUUCUAGAGACCCCACUGGCAUUGUUGGUCGUGGGCCUGGGUGGGGGCAGCCUCCCUCUCUUUGUCCAUGAUCAUUUCCCCAAGUUCCACGUUGAUGCUGUGGAGAUCGACCCCUGCAUGCUGGAAGUGGCUACUCAGUGGUUUGGCUUCUCCCAGAGUGACCGGAUGAAAGUCCACAUUGCAGAUGGCUUGGACUAUAUUACCAGCCUGGCAGGAAGAGAAGCACGGACUCACUAUGAUGUCAUAAUGUUUGAUGUAGACAGUAAGGACCCAACUCUGGGAAUGAGUUGCCCACCCCCAGCAUUUGUGGACCAGCUUUUCCUGCACAAAGUCAAAAGCAUCCUGACUGAUGAAGGUGUCUUUAUCCUGAACCUUGUGUGCCGAGACUUAGGGCUAAAGGACUCAGUGCUGGCUGGACUCAGGGCGGUGUUUCCUCUCCUGUAUGUUCGGCGAAUUGAAGGAGAAGUGAACGAGAUCCUGUUCUGUCAGCUGCAUCCUGAGCAGAAGCUUGCCACGCCAGAGCUCCUCGAAGUGGCGCAGGCCUUGGAGCGGACCCUGAGGAAGCCUGGGAGGGGCUGGGAUGACACAUAUGUCCUAUCAGAUAUGCUCAAGACAGUGAAGAUUGUGUGAUCCCUGAGCCAUGCAGUCCUCUCAGCUUCCUGCCCAGACUGACACUGGACUCUGGCCUGGCAAAAAUUGAACAUCUACAAUGUACAAUACUUUUAAAAGUUGUAUUUUUUUCUGGAUUUUAUAUUCUACCUGCAGGCUCCAGCUGGUUGAGCUUACCUGAAGAACUGGGAAAAUAAAGUCUUUCCCAUUCUGUCCUUUUCAGU
Messenger RNA from Octodon degus (degu), 2559 nucleotides. It is a transcript of the gene Mettl13, whose product is annotated as methyltransferase like 13. The coding region runs from base 266 to 2356 and encodes 696 amino acids. The record is from RefSeq and is a predicted model, not a curated record. Lineage: Eukaryota; Metazoa; Chordata; Mammalia; Rodentia; Octodontidae. The transcript has 8 exons.